CUGAGGAAACACAGCUCUGGAGAUCUUCUGCCCUACAUGCGGAUUAUCUGUGACAUCUUCCCAGAUGUUGGGACAUCAGGAAGCACUGCUCAUCAUUUACAUUUACAUACAAACCUUUUCUGCCUGUUGUGUGGGCUUACAACAGUUAAGAAGUUUUCUUUUCUGGCUAAAAAACGGAAAAGUUUGAACAGUGGAUAUUUGCUUUAUCAAUGUGGCAUCUGCACAUUAGUAGCUACCUGAAACAGGCUAACAGAAGCAAAUGAGGAAGAAAGGAAUCAGUUUCAUGUUAAGACUUACCACCAUUUUGUCAUUUAUGUGACCGGAUGGCACGGAUAAAGAGACGUCCUUCAAGAGAAAGGGCACCUUAAAGGACAGACAUCUCAGAGGGUGACAUCAAAUAUGAGAAAAAGUGUCUAAAAGUUAUGGAGCGGUCCGGUCAAGUCGAGCCAACUCAGCCGGUGAACACUACAAACGGCAGUUGUCUUACUGAUCUAUCCACUGUGGAUGUCAGCGCAGAGAGUCUCGCCUAUCAGAUCAGUCUGGCGGUGAUUCUUUCCGGCAUAACACUCGCCACCACUUUAUCCAAUGCGUUCGUUGUAGCGAUAAUCUCCCAGUCGAAGAAACUGCAAACUCCUGCGAACUUUCUGAUCGCCUCUCUGGCCAUCACCGACCUGCUGGUGUCCAUUCUGGUGAUGCCCAUCUGUGUCCUCUACACGGUGAUCCACACCUGGACGUUGGGGCAAAUCGUGUGCGACAUCUGGCUCUCCUCGGACAUAACGUGUUGCACGGCGUCUAUCCUCCACCUGUGCGUAAUAGCUUUGGAUAGGUACUGGGCCAUCACGGACGCGGUGGAGUACUCCAAAAAGCGCACUCCGGGGCGCGCGGCAGGGAUGGUGGCCACAGCCUGGGUCAUCGCCAUCUCCAUCUCCCUGCCUCCUCUCUUCUGGAGGCAGGUUAAGGCGGAGGAGCUGACCAGCUGCAGCGUCAACACGGAUCAUAUUUUUUACACCAUCUACUCCACCUUUGGGGCUUUCUACAUCCCCACAUUGCUGCUUAUUGUCCUCUACGGACGGAUAUACGUCGAGGCUCGGAAACGGAUCCUGAAGCAGUCCCCCAAGAAGGUGGGGAAGAGACUCACCUCAGCGCACCUGGUCACCAACUCCCCUGGAUCCGUGGCGUCCACAACAUCUCUGCAGUGCGGAAGACACGACACCCAGUCCAGCGACACCGGGUCUUCAACAAGCGAGAACCAGGUGAAAGUGACGUUGUCGGACGCGCUUUUGGAGAAAAAGCGCAUUUCCGCAGCCAGAGAGAGAAAGGCGACCAAGACUUUGGGGAUAAUCCUCGGCGCUUAUAUCGUUUGCUGGCUGCCGUUUUUCAUUUACACAUUGGUGGUGGCCACGUGUGAGACAUGUUUUAACCCCGAGUUAUUUGACUUUUUCACCUGGUUGGGAUAUCUGAACUCCCUCAUCAACCCGAUCAUAUACACAAUGUCCAAUGAGGACUUCAAGAAAGCUUUCCAUAAACUUGUGCGCUUCAAAUGCUGCAGGUCGUGAACGAAUGUUCCUUCAGUCUCCCAUAAGAUUUAUUUAUCUAUUUAUUUUUGGAUAUGAAGUUCUAAAAGUGUUUGACAAUAUAGAAUAGUAAGAAUGCCAUGCAAUAUAUUUUGUGGAACUCCUAGACAUUAUGAGAUGUGCAUGCAAAAUAAAACAACAUUCAUCUUUAGUCAUUUGGUCCAGUAUGGUGAUUUAAAAUGCCAGUUUUUAUAAAACAAAUCUGGAGUAUAAGUGUUUGACAUAAUGUAAAGCUCAAACCACUGCAAGGCAAAAUUAUUAUUAUACUUAAUUAAAAAGCUUCAUUUAACUAAAAAACAAGAUUUACUGAGAGAGCCUUAAAAUUAAGGACCUCACAAAAUCCAUUAAAGGUGUCGUAUUAGCUACUCUUGAUGAAAAAAUGUGCCAUAUAUGUUGUAGGU
Molecule: messenger RNA, 1975 nt
Organism: Etheostoma cragini (Arkansas darter)
Lineage: Eukaryota; Metazoa; Chordata; Actinopteri; Perciformes; Percidae
Gene: htr1b
Product: 5-hydroxytryptamine (serotonin) receptor 1B
Exons: 1
Coding region: 423-1556 (377 amino acids)
Biological process (GO): vasoconstriction; adenylate cyclase-activating adrenergic receptor signaling pathway; chemical synaptic transmission
Cellular component (GO): plasma membrane
Molecular function (GO): G protein-coupled serotonin receptor activity
Source: RefSeq, a predicted model, not a curated record